UUAGACAGUCUCUGUGAUCUGUGGAGUUUAUUUCCUAUUUUGUAUUCGGUCUUUUUGUGUACUCGUCUUAAUUGAUAUUUAAUAAUGACAAAAUAAUUUGUUUUAAUUAUUGCAGUUGUAGAAUUUGUCAGUUAUAUUAGUUUAGAACUUUGUAGUAUCUUAAUAUCACAAUGGGGGACGACGUUAUUAAACAUUCUGUGCACACCUUGGUGUUCAGGUCUUUGAAGAGAUCCCACGACAUGUUCCUCGCUAAUCAGAGUCUACUACCACCUAUAGAUGAAAAAGCUGAGAAAAUAUUGAAAUCUGUAAAAGUGAGGGACAGCUAUGGUCAGGUGAUGGCAGCAGUUCAGAAGGCGCAAACAGUUAAACAGCAAGAAGCUUUAGUACGUGCGGACACACCUAUCAGUGACACUGAAAUAGCUGAGUCAGCAGCGCUAGGGUCUGAAGGGGCUAUGCUGCCAUACACUGGCCCAGCAGUGUCGCCUGCGCCAACACCCCCUGCCGGUGCUCUUACCACAGUACCGCGAAAAGCUCCAGCUAUGCCCAAACCCAAGUGGCACCCGCCAUGGAAACUGUUCAGGGUGAUAUCGGGGCAUCUGGGCUGGGUGCGGUGUGUGGCUGUUGAACCUGGGAAUGAAUGGUUUGCCACUGGUGCUGCAGACAGAGUUAUAAAAAUAUGGGACUUGGCGAGCGGCAAGUUGAAAGUGUCGCUUACUGGACAUGUAAGCACUGUGAGAGGUUUGCAAGUAUCGUCCAGACAUCCAUACUUAUUCAGUUGUGGCGAAGAUAGACAAGUGAAAUGUUGGGACUUGGAGUAUAAUAAGGUGAUCCGGCACUACCACGGGCACCUGUCGGCCGUGUACGCGCUGGCGCUGCACCCGACGCUGGACGUGGUGGUGUCGGCGGGCCGCGACGCCACGGCGCGCGUGUGGGACAUGCGCACCAAGGCCAACGUGCACACGCUCGCCGGACACACCGACACCGUCGCCUCGCUCGCCUGCCAGUCCGCCGAGCCGCAGAUUAUAACUGGUUCACACGAUUCCACAAUCCGGCUGUGGGAUCUAGCAGCCGGCAAGUCAAUGUGCACACUAACAAACCACAAGAAAUCAGUCAGAUCCAUCGUAAUACACCCAACACUGUAUUCCUUCGCCUCCGCCUCCCCGGAUAAUAUAAAACAAUGGAAAUGCCCUGAGGGGAAAUUCAUACAGAACUUGUCCGGUCACAAUGCUAUAGUGAACUGUAUGGCUGUCAAUCCAGAGGGCGUACUGGUCAGUGGUGGUGACAACGGCACUAUGUACUGUUGGGAUUGGAGAACAGGAUAUAACUUCCAGAGAUUACAAUCUGCAGUACAACCCGGCUCUAUGGACUCGGAAGCGGGCAUAUUUGCCAUGACAUUCGACCAAUCCGGCUCCCGGCUUAUCACCACAGAGGCUGACAAAACUAUAAAGAUAUACAGAGAGGACGAAUCCGCUUCAGAGGAGACCCACCCGAUCAACUGGCGACCGGAGAUCUUGAAGAGGAGGAAGUUUUAAUAAUAAAUUUUGACACCGUGA
This is a messenger RNA of Galleria mellonella (greater wax moth), 1553 nucleotides long. It is a transcript of the gene Tango4, whose product is annotated as pleiotropic regulator 1. Lineage: Eukaryota; Metazoa; Arthropoda; Insecta; Lepidoptera; Pyralidae. Gene Ontology annotation, cellular component: precatalytic spliceosome; catalytic step 2 spliceosome; Prp19 complex. The record is from RefSeq and is a predicted model, not a curated record. Gene Ontology annotation, biological process: mRNA splicing, via spliceosome. Gene Ontology annotation, molecular function: protein binding. The coding region runs from base 171 to 1532 and encodes 453 amino acids. The transcript has 8 exons.